UUUUCUUCUCAUUAUUUUUUGCCAGAUUAUGAACGAAAACAUAACAACAACAACCAACAACAAAAAUAUUUACUUUAACGAUACUUUAAAUUCAACUUUAAAUACCGGCCUAGAUUUAUUAACAGCUUUACCUAUUCAAUUUGAUUUUUAUAACACAAAUAUGGUAUCCAUUCCAGAGAGAAUUUCAACUACAGGACUUUCUACAGCCAUCUCUAUUUUAAUGGGGGUUAUUGUUAUAGCUUCGUUUUUAUUAAAUAUGGCAGUUUUUGUUACGAUUUUGACUUGUUACAAAUUACGUUCAUCUCUACUUAAUUUGAUGUUUUGUAUGUUAUCUUUAUUAAAUUUACUGGAUGUUUCCCUCAUCUCAUUUGUAGCACUCAUUUGUGUAGCUAAUGGUGGUAUUUGGACGUUUGGUAGAACAAUUUGCCGCGUGAAUGCUUUUGCGCAACAGUCUCUUUUCCUCGCAAAUCUACUUACACUAACACUAAUUGCAAUGGAGAGAGCCCUAACUCUGAUACGACGACAUUUAGUUACUCGCAAAAUAUUUGGAUCUUUAGCCAUUCUUUUUAUGAUAAUUCCGAUUUGUUUUGCGACUCCAUUGUUGAUUCCAGGCUUUCAAGUCUCUGUCUUUCCCUACCGAUAUUUAUGUGCUAUUGGAAGUGGUUCUCCAGUGCUAUAUUCUCUUGCACAAUUGCUUGUAUAUGGGGGUUGCAUUUUUGUUCUCCUCAUAUGCUUCGGGUCCAUAAUUAAACAAAAACGAAUUGUUCGUUCACUCCCAGCAAAACCAGAACAAUACGGAGCUUUUAUUUUGGAAAACCGAAUUUUGGAUGAACACAUGCAAUUGAGUAGACUGUUCUUUUGGUUGGUAUUUGAAUAUGCAGUCAUUCAGGGACCUUAUAUUUGCUUGGAUUUUUUUGUUCAGAUCCGCAACAGCAUUGAAGUUCAACAAAGUUUUGCACAAUUUACAGGCUCUACAACCUCCAAAGAUGUAGAUACACUUGUUACCAUCAUUAAAAUCUUCCAUCCUUUGAUUGUGCCAACUAUGAUUCUCGUUUCCUGUAAUAAUAUUUGGACACAAUUAGUGGAUAAAAUAUGUUGCCGCUUUAAUAAAUCUGUUGUGGGGGCUUUUAAUUCAAUGGCUGUUGGAGGGGCGAAUAACAACAACCCUUCUUUUGCACAACUAUUAAGUGGGGCAAAUGGAAAUGCUAAUAAUAAUGACUUUGCCAACAAUCCCCAUGUCAUGACUCUUUACGCUACUCCAAACGGUGAUUUACAGUUGCGCCUACCAAAUGCCACAGUAAUAACCCAACCACCUGCACAAAUGGUUCAAAGCAUUAGAAAUAAUGAAGAAAAUGAGGAAUUUAAUGAAAGGAUUAUUUACAGAAAAAAUAAAAAUGUUUUUCAACAUCCAUCAACACAAAUAUGCACUGAUACAGAAUGCUCUAGUAGUGAUUGCAACGUAUAUAAUAAUGGAAAUAAUUUGAAUAGAAAUGAGAAGAAUAAUAAAGGAAAAAAUUUAAAUUUUGAAAAAUUAGGGAAGAAGAAGGGGAAUCGGAGGGAAUUAGCAAGAAUAAACUAA
This is a messenger RNA of Meloidogyne enterolobii, 1579 nucleotides long. NCBI's taxonomy places the organism in Eukaryota, Metazoa, Nematoda, Chromadorea, Rhabditida, Meloidogynidae. The record is from the annotation of a GenBank genome assembly.